AAAUAAAUGGGUUAACCUAGUUUACAUUUUAACUCUCCUAGAACAACUUUCUCUUCUGGCAGGCCACCUGUUUCCAGAUGAUGUUCAUAAGGCCUGUGAAAGUAUUUUUAGAGUUGUGUUAGUCCCAGUUAGUAUCCCUACAGCUGACUUCAGAUUCUAUCACUGAGUUGAAAUAAUGCUUGAAAGUAGUGACAGAAUAUUUAAGUGUAUAAAGUUAUCAUAUAUAUCUUGAUAGUUGGUUGCUUUGUCCUACUGUCUUCUAGCAUUUAUGAACCAGAACAUUUUAAAAGGGGUUUUAGAUUCCAGGACUUAUAGUGAUGAUUACACAGAUGUUGGUGGGACACCUUUUUGACCAGUUCAGAAAUGAGGCACAUCAUUUGAGACUAACUGGACAAAAAAUGUAUUUGAGACUUGUAGAGAAACAGUGUGUCAAAAUGGUCUGCAUAUCUGUCUCCAUGUUCUAUGAAAUGGUUGCAGUAAGAAACCUGAAGUGCAACAGAUUUGUGAGUUUAUGUACAGAUGAGUAAGGAAGUGCCACUUGCCAAAAGUGAGGUAAGCUCUGAAAUGUAUCACCAACAUGCUGUCUGUGCUGGGGGAGACUAUUUGAUCAGAGAAAGGUCAUGGGAUCAGUGCAAAAGUAUACUUGCUUGACCAAGGAAAACUCUUGAGGUGUUCUGGUGGAAAGUAAGAUUUAUUGCAGAAGCAGCAUGAAGCUAAGCUCCCUACAGGAUUACCUUUUCCCAGAUGCUUUCUGAGAAUAACUCUGGACCCAAGGCCUUUAUGUAUGAUUGCCUGGAGUGAAAUCUUGGACGCUGUAAUAAACUGGCAAUUUUAAUUCCAGGGAUGCUGCCACAGAACAUUUCAGAACCAAAGUAAAAAUCUGCACUCAGAGCUGCUAGUUUUGUGUCUGAAGGUUUUGGUGAAGACUGGGAGAGCUCUGCUAGCAGGCUACAGAAAACAGAUCAGAUCUGGAAGAUUUACACCUUUAUGCAACUCCACGGGAGCAACGGUUUCGUAGGUUUGCCAGUCUGGAAUUUGAAGGACAGCUGUACAUGACUCCAUACGACUUCAUCCAGGCUGUUACAAGUGAUGAACCCAAACAUGCUAAAAAGUGGCGAUCCCUUUCAAAGCAGGAACUGAAUCAGAUCCUUAUGGAGACACCACCGGUUUGGAAGGGAUCAUCCAAACUUUUCCGUAAUCUUAAUGAGAAAGGUGUGAUAUCUUACACAGAAUAUUUAUUCCUCUUAUGUAUUUUAACAAAACCACAUGCGGGUUUUCGAAUUGCUUUCAACAUGUUCGAUACUGAUGGCAAUGAAAUGGUGGACAAAAAGGAAUUCUUAGUGCUUCAAGAGAUCUUCAGAAAAAAAAAUGAGAAGAGAGAAAAAAGAGGAGAUGAAGAAAAACGUGCAAUGCUGCGUCUUCAACUUUAUGGAUAUCAUACUCCUACUAACAGUGUUCUUAAAACAGAAGGAGAGGACCUUGUCCCCAGAAGCUAUUGGGAUACUUUGAGACGUAGCACAAGCCAAGCACUCUUUUCAGACCUUGCGGAGCGUGCUGAUGAUAUUUCAAGUUCGCUGUCAGAUACUACACUGCUUGUACACUUUUUUGGCAAGAAAGGAAAAGCUGAACUGAACUUUGAAGAUUUUUAUAGAUUUAUGGAUAACCUGCAAACUGAGGUUCUAGAGAUAGAAUUCCUUUCCUACUCUAAUGGGAUGAACACCAUCAGUGAGGAAGACUUUGCCCAUAUUCUCUUGAGGUACACAAAUGUGGAAAAUACAUCAAGUUACCUGGAAAACAUGCGCUGCAGCAUUCCUGAAGAAAAGGGUAUCACAUUUGAAGAAUUUAGAUCAUUUUUUCAAUUUUUGAACAAUCUAGAAGACUUUACAAUUGCAAUGCAAAUGUAUAAUUUUGCAAGUCGUUCCAUAGGUCAAGAUGAAUUCAAGCGUGCUGUGUACGUAGCUACAGGUGUGAAGCUCUCACCACAUUUGGUGAACACAGUGUUCAAGAUUUUUGAUGUAGACAGAGAUGACCAGUUGAGUUAUAAAGAAUUUAUCGGCAUUAUGAAAGACAGACUCAAUCGAGGGUUUAGGGGCUACAAACCUAUACAGAGGUAUACUACUUUCAAAUCCUGCGUGAGGAAGGAGCUCUAUAGCAGAUAAAUGACGGAGACUCCAAAGUAUGGUUGGAAGGAGUAUUACUCUUGUGUGAUGACUGUAACCAGUGAGCAUCUCAGAGAUCUAUGGAAGCAAUUUCGGAGACGAGAUAUGCUGAGAUAAAGGAAGAAAACAGGAUUAUCUGCACUGGCUAGAAUUAUUUAUUCCCAUGAAUUCUUAAUGAAGAACAAACUAACCCAGGUGAAAGGUGAAUCUUCCAGCUGCAGUAGAAAACACAGGACUUCUUUUCCACUUAGUGUAGUGAUCAUCAACUCUUAAAACCGCUUUUCAGUAUGUAUUUUAUUUAAUUGAUGAACUAACUAUGCCAUGUGAGUGGGAGAACCCUUCUUUUGUAAGAAUACCUUUUGAAUAUUAUUUUUGAUUAUUUUGAGAUAAAUUUAUCAUUUAAAAGGAAACGAAAAUAAGUCUUAGACCUGGGCAGGAAGAUGUUUGGCAGUGAAGAGAAACUGCCUGCAUGAGCUUAGACUGUGAAUUUACUUUCAGAGGAGCACUGUUACAAGUUUGUGCUAAACUGAAAAUGAGACUACAUUAAGUAGCAGAACAAUUACAUAUGAGUUGAAUGGACAAAUUAAACUCUUAGAGGCUAUUAUUUUACCAAGAGUAAAGCUGUUACAGUUAUAAUGUGAAUGAUAGGUAUUUACCUAGGAAAAGUACUGUAUGAACUAUAAUGUUCAGAUUCUCUAAGUCUUAUUAUUAUGUUUAUGCAUUUAUCCUUUAAAAAAUAGUACAGAUUUUAAGAUGUCUUACAAGCACUGUGUCAAAGAAAAGUCAAAAUGUUAAAAUUCAUGUAACACACACUUUGUAGUAUUUAUUAUAAAUUUUAUUGCCAUACACUGGUAUGUUUCUGAUAGAGUACAAAUUCAUGUGUUUCUUGUGAAUAGUGCACUUUUAUAUGAAGUGGCACUGAGUAGAAAUUAUAGCUGUCUGAUUUGCUACUCUGGAAUGCUAUAUCUGAAAACUAGAUAAAUAGCUUGUGUUUGUGUCAAACAAAAAAACAAAACAAAACAUGAAUGCAUGCACAGUACAGAACAACACUAAGUAAUAUUAUCUGAAUAAUACUUGUUUGCUAUUCAGCAACAGCAUUUUUCCUUACUCCCUAUUAACAUUAUUGUGAGGUAGUAGGAAUUAAAUCCACACAAAAAAGAACACAUAUUUUUUAUAACCUUUUUGAAAAGGUUUACUGGACAUUGGAUAAAUCUGUGUCUGUUUAGGAAAAGACUGUGCCUUGAAAUAAUUCCAGCUGAAUACACACACACACUUCAAAUAAUGUCAAUAAAUUAUCAUCAGAAGCAGAAAUAUUUGGUAGUCAGACAAUCAAAAAAGAACUAAAACAAUGUUUUUAAAUAUUUUACUACUACAAAUCAUGAAAGAAAACUCUUCGAAAUUUUAUUCAGUGCACACGUUGCUCAAUUGCCAUCCUAUAUGUCAUGUGAAUAGAUGUAUGGCAUCUGUGUAACAGUACACCUAAGUUUAGAAAUGCUUAAUUUAUAGUAAGAUAUAUCUCUGGUAGAAAAAUCAAAACAAAAUUAGAAAGAAGCUUUUUUUAAAGAAAUUCCACACUGGGAAUUGUAGAAAAAAUAUGUGAUAAGUGUGGCUUUUAUCUGAAAAAAAAAAAAAACCCAAAACCCAAGCCAGUUCAGAAAACUAUCAAAGGAUGAUAUUUCAGUUAAUAUUUCACAAUAAAUAAAUUCAAAAUUUCCACCUUGGUGUCCUUAAACUACUGACAGCAAGAAAUAAAUCAGAUAAAUUGAGAUGAAGGUUCUUGAAUUGACACAGCAGAAAAUAUGUGUGAUCAUUUGGGGAAUCAACUGUAUUCAAUGUAUCGUCUCGGUACGCAAAACCGGCUCACUGCUUCUUGUCAGCAUGUGCAAAACCCACUUUGCUACUUCAGUGAUGAAGGACAAAGAGAAGAAAACAUUGGGGGUCACUGAAGGCGUUCCCAUCCUUCCUUUUCAUUCAUGACUGCGCACUCAGAGUGAUCCUCAGAGGAAGCAGCAAUACCAUCAUCAUUUUGAUCCUCCACUGCCCCAGGCAAUAAUGCACUUUGCUUUUAUGGCUGGCUUGAGGCAAUUUUAGCAUUUUUCUAUAUAUUUCCUAUCUAUGGUUACUUAAUAUAAAAUAGAAUGUGAAAGUGUCAGAUUAGUUUUUAAGACUAUUUUUUCUUCAUGUUUAAUAAUAUUAUUUAAUAUAAAUAUGAAGAUAUACAUAUAAUAUUCUUGUUUAUUUCAAAAUAAAUGCACUCUAAACUAA
This is a messenger RNA of Cyanistes caeruleus (blue tit), 4424 nucleotides long. The record is from RefSeq and is a predicted model, not a curated record. NCBI's taxonomy places the organism in Eukaryota, Metazoa, Chordata, Aves, Passeriformes, Paridae.